AUGUCUCUCCCUCAGCCGGCGGAGCGGGCCGGGCCUCCCGAGGACCCUAACUCUCCUCCACCCCGUAGCAAACGUCCUCGCCUGGAGGAGGCAGGCGGUGGUGUCUCCCCGGCGGGGUGGCAGCCGCCGUGGGUGCCUGAGGUAGAACAGGUGUGGCGCUGGCGGCCUAGCAGCGUCCAGGCGUGCCACGCGUGGCAGAACGCGGGCGCCUCGGGCGCCUGGGCGGGCCCGGGUGGGGCGGGCCGGACCCGGGCGGUGCCCAUAUGGAACGUGGCCUGGCAGAACGGCAAGUGUCCGUUCUCCUCACCAAGUUCGGGUUCCAGGCGGAGGGCCCCAGGAAGGCCUUGGGAACCUGGGCUGCGGCCAGGAGAGGUUUUCUAUGUGGUCCGCAGAACCAGAUCCCAGGCAGAGGCUAGGGGGCCCCGCACCCCCACGGGCCUGGUUCAUGGCGUCACGCUCCAGCCUCCGAAAGGGAGAGACGACACUUUAAAAUUCAACAGCUCCGUAAGGUCGUCAGAGAGUCCGUUUUUAGCUGGUACCUUUAACGAGGAAGCGGACGAGAACAGAUGCGGAGUUGACGGUGUGAUGCCAUCAGAUGGGAAAGAAAAUAGCAUCUCAUCAUCUGUACUAAAAAUAUCAGAAUCUCGAAACCUGCCCAGCUUGGAAAUUGCCAAACUCAGCUAUUUUCGAGAUAACAUCACAAUAAGCAUCCUUGAGUUUCCAAAGCUUCUAAAUAGCAACAUGUCCUUUGUCUAUUUAAAGGAAAUAGCAAAGAAAAGGAAUGACAAAUUUGAAGCAUAUGUUAGGGACUUCACAAACAUGUACCCGUGCCAAAAUAGACCUGAUAUUGAGAAGCAAGAGUUGCAGGAGGAUGAAACCAUUGUAGAUGCAGAAUAUAAGUUUCCUGACUAUCCUGAAGGUAUCCAGCAGUCACUCAGCAACCAAAAUGCUUUUUUGAGGAAAAAAGGUUCAAGCAGUACAAUCUCUAACUACGGUAGGAUCAAGUGUGAUGUAAGAGACUCUAGAAAGGAUUUCACCUUAACACGAGCAAAUGCAAACUGGGAGAGAGCAAAAAGAAGCCGGGACAGUUUCACACCUGUCAGGUUGGAAAACUCUCCAGGCUGGGAUAGUAGCAUUAGACUUAUUUUGAAAAACAACAGGCAAAAUUGUUGGAUUAUGGAGCGUUAUAAGAGUAACCGUGAAAAUAUGAAAAACACUAGAGAAAAAUUGAAUUUCCCUCAAUUACUGGAAUUAGACUUUUUACCCAAUUAUUAUCCCUGUACAAAAGUCAUGAAUAUUCAUACACAACUAUCAAAACCUCUGAUGAUAGGAAAUGUGGGCAACCAAAUAACAUUAAUCAAAAUUGUUCCAUUAAGUGGUGAAGGAGAAAAUAUCAUAUUACAGUUAAGAUAUACUAUGGAAAAUGACUUUGUUGUAGGCAACAUUUUACACAGCAUCAUUACAGAAAUGUUUUAUUUUCCUAAGAGUGUUUCAGGAAAUAAAAAGGAUAAUAGUAUUCUAAACUGGUAUGAAAUUUUUAGGUGUGAAAGACAAAUUACUAUGAAAGACAAAUUAGUGAUAACCAGAAAUAUGUUUGUGAAUAUAAAGAAUGACAUUUUAAGCAAAUACUUACCAGCUGGUGUUUUAGUUGAUUUAACUGACAUUUUAAAAACCAAUAUAACUUUUUUGCUAAACACAGUUGAUUUUUUAUCAAGAAUUGAAAAUGAUUCUGAAUUAGAAUUGAUGGCACAUUUAAAUUAUCCAAAAAAUAGUAUAGAGGGGAAUCAUACCAUAAGGAUUCUAACUUUUUCGAGUCCAUUACAAAAUAACUUGAAACCUGUGCUAAAGAAAAGAAAGUUAUCUGAAACUAAACAAGCUCUUGAGGGGUCUAAGAAACAAAACAUUGAAUCCAUUAGCAUGACCACUAAAAAUAAAUGUCUUCUGAUUUAUGAAGCAUACAAAAAAUUUCCUUUCCCAAUGUAUUUUGAUAAUGAAGGAGAAGUCAUUUUGACAAAUAAAAUUAAUUUUAAAAUUACAAGUUGUCCUGAAAUUUCCACUAGUGUGGAAAUCUGGGCUUGCCAUAGGUCUACUGAAAGAAAACAAGAGCAUAAUGCAGUCAGUCAUUUCAAUUUUAAAUAUAUAUUUGAAGAUUUCUUUAACAUCAAGCAACAGGCCAUACCCAUAAGCCAAAGCACAGAACAUAGUGAACCGAUCAAUACCAUAGCUGUACCUCACAUGUUAAAUUUUGAGAACUCCUUGAGUGAAAUAGAAGGGAAAACAUAUUACAUUACUUUACCAAAAGAUGUAAAAGCUACACCACCAAAUGUGACAAAUACUUUACAAGUUUACAAAGGUAUAAAUUUAGAAAAAGAAGAGAGAGAGAGAUUCUUUCCAAUGGGAGACAUGCAGUCGGUGCAGGCUGUUUCAUUAAUGGAUGAGAAAGUAAAUGUGGAAGAAACUAAAUUUGUUAGUCAAAGUACCAGAGCUGACAAAAAUGAAUCUGAGAGCAUUUUUCUAGAAAGUAAGCAGGCUAAUUCAAAGCCUUUUCAUCUAAAGACUGACUCUACAUUUUGUCUUAAUCAUCAAUUUGAAACUGAUUCAAGUGAAGAGAACAAUGAAUGUUUUCAGGCCUCACUGGCUAAAUGUUUAUCAACAGAAGCUCUGACAAUAGCAAAAGAUUUUGAGAUGAAGAGUAAAUUUGAUUUAGUUCUUGAAGAACUUCAUCUGUUUCAUGAAAUUAGUAAAGAAAAUGAAAUUCCAAGCAGUGUGGAAACAAACAACAGCCAAGGAAAUUACUUUGGAGCAAGUAAUGAUAUGGAGGAGGCAAAAAUGGAGACGGGGAAGGAUUUGAAAUUGGUUUCCCCAGACAAAAUAUGUACAACUUCUUUGCCUUCUGAUAAGAUAGCCUGUCCUACUACACUUAAAAGACGCCAAAGUUUAUUUAAAUGGAAAACAGUACCCGGAAUCAGAGAACAGGAAGUUCUCCCUGAGUAUUGUUAUCCUAGAAGAUCAGAGAAAAAAAUACUGUGUUCUACUUCUGAGGAAGCUUGUAAAAUUCCCUCACCUAAUAGACAUGCUUUUCUUCCUGAUGAAUGCAAGGAAAAAAAAAGUAAUGACUUAUUGAAAGGAGGCAGUUAUAUUUCACAAGGCAUUCCACGAAUAUACCCUCUUAAGACAUGCAACCGACCUAUCAGGAUCGGUUUGUCAAGAAAAGCUAGACUUGCACAACUUCAUCCCUACCUAAAGUAA
Messenger RNA from Perognathus longimembris pacificus (Pacific pocket mouse), 3249 nucleotides. It is a transcript of the gene Rad51ap2, whose product is annotated as RAD51 associated protein 2. The record is from RefSeq and is a predicted model, not a curated record. The coding region runs from base 1 to 3249 and encodes 1082 amino acids. NCBI's taxonomy places the organism in Eukaryota, Metazoa, Chordata, Mammalia, Rodentia, Heteromyidae. The transcript is spliced from 3 exons.